Hermetia illucens (black soldier fly) is the source of this 1349-nucleotide messenger RNA. RefSeq names its product odorant receptor 33b-like. Gene Ontology annotation, molecular function: odorant binding; olfactory receptor activity. Lineage: Eukaryota; Metazoa; Arthropoda; Insecta; Diptera; Stratiomyidae. Gene Ontology annotation, biological process: sensory perception of smell; detection of chemical stimulus involved in sensory perception of smell. The record is from RefSeq and is a predicted model, not a curated record. The coding region runs from base 1 to 1101 and encodes 366 amino acids. Gene Ontology annotation, cellular component: plasma membrane. The transcript is spliced from 4 exons.
AUGGAAGUGCAAAUUAUUCGAAGUAAAGUGAAUACCGAACGAUUUUUAAAUGGAAUAUGGCAAAAAGCAUUUGUGACGUUUGUUCUGGUCGUGCCCAAUAUUGUAACGAUUUUAUCCUUUCUAACUCAAUUGUUUUAUAUUCGGGACAUAAAAGAAUUUUCAGAUAACUUUCCAAUGAACAUAACUGUUGUGACGUGUCUACUCAAGUUUUCAGUUAUUUUGAAAAUGCGGCUAAAGUUAAUUGGUAUCAACGAUCAUUUUGCCAAACUGGACAGUAUGGGACUUACAGAGCGUCAAGUCGAAAAGCUGGAGGGGUUAAUAUUGUUCUGUAAUCGACUCACUUCAGUAGUGGCGAUAUUCUAUUCGCUAGUGUCAGCAUCAACCGCUCUUAACGCAGCCUUGUCCAAUGGUAAAAUCCUUAUGUUCAAUGUUUGGACCCCGUAUGACUUCCGACAGUCAAUGUGUAUUUAUUGGACAACUCUUUUGUUCCAAUAUUCCUGUUUUUGUGUUUUAAGUCUUCAGAAUUUAACAAACGAUUUGACCGCUCCUUUGUACUUCAUAAUAUUACGGGCUCACCUCGAAAUUCUAAUAGAGCGGAUUCAAAAUGUUGGCUGGGAUCCUACGAAAACACAAGAGGAAAAUUAUGAAGAUUUCAUUGGUUGUAUAGAGGACCAUCGGAUUAUAAUGGAGAUCUAUAAAACAUUGCAAAACGCUAUUUCGUCGACCAUCUUCAUACAAUUUGCUAGCACUGCGGUUGCCGUUGCCAUGGAAAUACUUGUCAUCCUCUUUUUUGUAAUAAACUUUACACAACUCAUGAUGCUUUUCAUAUCCACUGUAGCGGCCGCCGCGCAAAUCCUUUUUUGCUGCUACUAUGUCAACAACUUCACAGUAGUAACAAACGAAUUGGUGACUGCAAUUUAUUUCUCAAAUAUUUUUGAUCAGUCAAUGCAAUUCAGGAAAACUGCCAUCAUUUUUAUGCAAAUGACCCAAAAACCGAAAGUUGUUCUCGCAGGAAAGAUGUUCCCAGUUACCUUGGUUACAUUUGCGUCAAUUAUGAGAACUUCGUAUUCAAUUUUGACUGUGGCCAAUCAACUGCGAUAAAUUGAAGAUAUUAUGCUGCAGGUCCACGUGAAAUGAUACUAAUAUUUCGGCGUUCGAUUCAUUAGCUACCUCAGAUGCUUUGUGAAUUGAAAAUUCGGUAGAAGUCGAUAUAUUUUCAGGUUCAGCCUCUUGUCCAUUCACCACCUUUAUAACACAAAAUAAAUGAGUAUCACCACAAUCCACAUUCACAUAUCACCACCCAAUGGCAAUUGGUGUCUGCUUUUAGAGAAAAAUAUAAAAUUCACUAA